AUGGGGGAACUGAAACUGGAAACUGGCAACUGGGCAAUGCGAGAUGUGAAGCUUUGUUGUUUGUGCUUCCGCAUUACGUCUGCUGCGGCACGCGUCAAGCAGCAGGUGUUGUGGCUGCCAGUUCACCUGCUUUUGGCUCUUACGAUCUUCUGCUCGCUCGGCGGCGGCUGCUCAGCUGUUGGCUAUUCCUAUGCCAGGUUCGAGGGUCCGGUAGCGGGGCCGGAGCGUCUGGUCACCGUGCACGAUGAGUAUGGCGGCGGCACGCACUCGGAUUAUGUGGCACGGCCCGAAUACAGCUUCGCCUAUGGCAUCGAAGAUGGCGAGGCGCGCGUGCUGCAGAAUCGCAAAGAGACGCGCAACGGCGACGAGGUGCGCGGCGUCUACAGCGUAGUCGAUCCUGAUGGCACACUGCGCGUGGUCAAGUACACAGCAGACGACACGAACGGCUUCCAGGCGGAGGUGAUCACCAAUGGCGUUGCCACACUGCAUGGCCAUGGCAGCGAGGCGGGCGGCGCGGCGCAUGUGGAGCAGCAAGUGGAACAUGAACAGGCCAACGAGGUGGACGAUGAGGCAGAUGAAGCAGGUGCUGAAGAGGAGGAGGAGGAAGAGGUUGAGGCGCCACAACAACAGCAUAAGAAACCUGCUCCCCCGCCAGUCGAAGGUCAGUAUAAGGUACAUGAGAAUCAGCGCGAUGAAGGCGAGGAAGGUGAUGAAGCUGAGGAGGAGGGCGACAAUGAAGGCGGCGGCGAUCACGAGGAAUACGAGGGCAGCAGCGAAGAGGGCUACGAGGAUGCUCACACACAAAGUCAGCAGCAGGAGGAGGACGAUAGCGAGGAGUACUAG
Drosophila hydei is the source of this 843-nucleotide messenger RNA. Its product is annotated as transcription elongation factor SPT5. Bases 1 to 843 code for a protein of 280 amino acids. The record is from RefSeq and is a predicted model, not a curated record. Gene Ontology annotation, cellular component: extracellular matrix. The transcript is spliced from 3 exons. Lineage: Eukaryota; Metazoa; Arthropoda; Insecta; Diptera; Drosophilidae.